AGAUGAUGACAGAGCCAUCUUUAUGUUCAAAGAUGGUUCAAUGGCUUGGGACGCUAAGGAUUUCUUGAUUCAACAAGAUCGAUGCAAGGAAGUCUUAAUUGAAAAUAAACCUUACUAUGGAAAGAACUACAAACCUCAGGAUGAAUCAAAGAGUAAAGAACCUGCAAAGAAAAGUAAAAAGGAAUCUGAGAAGAAAAGGGAUGAGCUGUAAUAGAAGCGUGUUGGAAUGAAUUCCUAUUGGCUGUUAAUAGUUUUAUUUUUAGAUCUGUUUGCAACUAGUCUACUGAUACCAUUCCUCCCCAUUCACCUGCAUAAUGUAGGCCCUACACGAUUACUGGCCGGAGUGUUUAAUUCCUUAUAUCCCACUGUGCAACUCUUUUCCAGUCCUUUGGUAGGAUACUGCUCUGAUCUCUAUGGCCACAGACAGACCCUUACCAUCUCCCUGGUCUUGUGUUCCUUCGCCUACUACUUCCUUGCUUCCACUUCUCUCUAUGUGAUAUUUGUCUGCAGAGUAACUCUCGGGUUACUGAAACACACACAAACUUUGGGUAAAGCAAUGAUUGUCGAGGAAUCCGACGGUGAGAAGCACAAUAUGUUCAGUGUACUCAGUGCAGUCGAGGCUUUCGGAUUCAUGUUGGGUCCGUUGGUAGGGUCAUAUUUUAUACAGAUGGAAAAUGGUUUUCAACAGCUCUGCAACAUUGCAACAUCUGUUUUCAUAUUGAACUCAGUUAUUACAUUUUGUUGUGUAUCCAGUGAUAUACGAGUAAAAUACUUUACAACCAAAGAGAUAUUGACAAAAAGUGAAAUUGGGACAUUUCAAAGUGACAGAGAAGACAAAAAUGUAGAUUGGACAGAGUUUUGGGAUGUAUUUGUGCUUAAACUGUUUCUUUGUAUUUCUUUGUCUUUAUUUUAUACAAACUAUGCAAUUAUUAUAAUUGAACGCUUCAAAAUGUCUAUAAGUAUGGUAGGUUAUACUAACUCAUUCCAAGGAUUUAUUUCUAUUAUUACCAGCUUAUUAUCUGGUAAAGUAAUACAUGUCACUUGUUUACAAGAUCUUUAUGCUAGAUUAAAUUAUUGUUUUUUGUUGUUAUCAUUUUCUUUACUAAGUAUGAGUUUUGUGACAAAUUUUUGUGUAUAUUUUGCCUUUCUUAUACCUUUAAGCUUUAGUUCCACUUUACUCAGGAUUUUUAUUUCAGAGUUACUACUCUCAAGAUCACCUUGGAAAAGUAAAGGUUCUUUGAUUGGAAUGGAAAACACAAUAUCAUGUCUUGUGUUUUUCUUUAGUCCUUUCUUUUUUGAAAUCUGCACAACUAAUUUUGGUAAAUUUUCUGUUCCAUUAGUGACAUGUUUAGUGACUGUUGCUGGUGCAAGUCUUUCAGAAUAUUUGAAUUUUACAAAUAAUGUAGGCCUAGCAACAAAAAAAAAACUCUAAAAUAAAGUCAGACCUAUAUUUUCUUAAAAAAUUAUUGUAUUGUGCUCAGCAUAAAUGUGAUUGAUAUGAGGGAACAAAUUUAGUCACAUUAUAAAGAAAAUACUCUAUCUAUGACAUUAAAAUAAACGUUUGAUCAUCUUAAUAAUUGGUGAUAUUGAGCUUAUGGAAUUGUUUUGUAAUUCAUGAUUUACAUUAACGUAAAAAUAGUUUUAUAACACAAAUUACUGAGGGUGGCUCAUUUACUACUACAUUUCAUUAAGUCUAUAGGAUGUCAAUUUAACUCUUUACUGAGCUACAAUAUUGGGUGCAUUAUUGCAAGCUUGGCCGUAUGGGCAACUACCGCACCCUACUUCCCCUUCACCUUGUAGCAUUGCAACAUUGAUACAACAUUGUCAUAUCAGCUGAUUUUCAGUGUGAAGCGACACAAAGAUGCCUCACUUCGGUCUAGUUGUUUAAAUCAGUUUUAUUCUUCAAUAUUUAAUUAUUCUGCAUGUUUUUAUUUUAUUAUUUUUUGCUCACGUUCUGUUUCAUAGUGUAAACACAUGUUAAUUUAAAUUGUGAAGGUAAGGGAUUUAGAUAGAUAGAUAAGAAGUAAAGAUGAGCAUUAGAGAUUUCUCAAUUGUUGAAUUUAAUUGAUUAUCCCAUCAUCACUUAUUCUUGCUGCCAGCACCGUGCCACAAUCCAGACUUGUCACUCCAAUCCAGAUAUGUAUUAUAGCUUUUUUUUUAUAUGAUAAUGUUGUAAUGGGGUGUUAUCGUAUCAAUAAUAACGUGAAAUGAGUAAUAAUAAUAUUAAAGAUAUAUGUAAAUUAUAUUUAUAAGAUAAAUUUUAAUAUAAAAAAUUAAUCCUUAUUUUUGGUGAUUAUCAAAAGGUUGCUAUAAAUAUUUACCAAUAUUCUAGAAAUGAAAAUUAAAAGUUAAAUAAAAGAUGUUUAUUAAAAUUAAAUUACAAUUACUAUUCUAUAUUAAUUUUUUAGUUUGCAAUUUUAUAAAUAGUAAAAUUUGUAUUGUUUAAGACAGUAGAAAAUGUUAUUAACUUAGCAAUAAUAAUCUGUAAGACAUUUAUGUUCGUCUAUUGUAAAUAAUGUAAUAGAAAAUAAAUAUAUAUUUGUAUUUGUA
Homalodisca vitripennis (glassy-winged sharpshooter) is the source of this 2550-nucleotide messenger RNA. Its product is annotated as LDLR chaperone boca-like. Gene Ontology annotation, biological process: transmembrane transport; protein folding. Gene Ontology annotation, molecular function: transmembrane transporter activity. The record is from RefSeq and is a predicted model, not a curated record. The transcript is spliced from 2 exons. The coding region runs from base 227 to 1432 and encodes 401 amino acids. Lineage: Eukaryota; Metazoa; Arthropoda; Insecta; Hemiptera; Cicadellidae.